This is a messenger RNA of Serendipita indica DSM 11827, 966 nucleotides long. The record is from the annotation of a GenBank genome assembly. Lineage: Eukaryota; Fungi; Basidiomycota; Agaricomycetes; Sebacinales; Serendipitaceae.
AUGUCGAGUCUCGCAUUGGUCGUGCACAGGAUGCCUGUGGAGAUGUGGAGAGAUAUUUUUCAUCUCUGCUUAGGGCUUGCCCAGGUAGAUACCCAGGGCUGGUUGCUCGCAUACGACUUCCUCCGUGUCGAAACUACCCAGAUCACACGCGCAUAUCAGAUCAAAGAGCAGAUUCGGGCCAAGCUGAGUCUCGUCUGCCGUCUCUGGAGAGAUAUACUCGCAGAGAUGGAUGAUGGCAUCGUCGUGUCAGGACCUGAUGGACCUGUAUGGCCACCAAAUAGGAGUAUAGAGCAAGCUAAACAUGUUAUUUAUUCGGACAAUUUUUCCUAUUACCUGAUGAGACUUGGAAAGCAGCCAUGGGCAUUUGGUGGAACACGGACGCGCUUUACUGUCACCGUCGAUCAACUCAAUGGAGCUAUCGUCCAAUUAGAGGGGGUAGAAAUAGCCACUGCGGACUUAUCACCAUUCCCACACGCUCCGACUGUGAAUAUCAAGGCGUUGUAUUUACCAAACAUGGAAAACAGCGUGCAGGUACUCUUGCAUCCAAGAUUUCAGCAUCUUGUUGCGCUGAAUUUCCACGCUCGAUACCCCUUUAACGUAUCUGACCCAUUAUCCCUACCAUCUCUUCGUUGCCUCGUUUUAAAACUUUGGACCAAUUACAAAGCGGACCUAAGGGGUACUUUCUCAAAUUGGACUUUUCCCAACUUAUCUGCAUUCGAGCUCAAUCCAGGGGCCGCAUACACUGAACGGAUGCGGGCCGACGUAGAAGGGUUUCUACUCGUACACGCAGAAACUCUCGAAGAGGUGGUCUUCAAGGACGGCUUCCAAGUUUCGGACGCGUUUGACGUGCAUAAAUCACUCGGUCGGUUGAGGAUGUAUACAAUUCACCCUCGUUUGGAAAUUUACCGCGGUUAUGGUGGAAUCCUCGCUGCCGUAGAAGACUGGCCUCCGCCGGACUCGUACUAG